UAGCCAAUCUAGAUGCAGAUCCACAGAUAUUUCCUAUACUGUGGUACCUCAAAGCAACUGCACAGAUAAUGGAAACAGCAGAGCACAAAGGAAGGACAGUCUAGCUGAGAAGCUGAAAAUACUACUGGUUUAAAUACACUAAGAAAAAGCGAGAUUAUUCUAUCUAAUGGGUUUGUCUCUUGUUCUGCUGAGAAACCUGUUCAAAACAAGCUGAAAAAGUAUUUUAUCAGAAAACAGAAUGGACAGAAGGCAGAAAGAGGAUGGCAAGGCACUCAGAAGGCAAGUACUGCUUCUCUUAUUUUUGCCUUUCUCCUGCUGGGCUGCGUCAGAUCAGAUUCAUUAUUCCAUUCCUGAGGAGAUGGCAAAGGGUUCAAUUGUGGGGAAUCUCGCCAAGGAUUUGGGACUGAAUGCCAGAGAUCUAGGAAGGCGCAAUCUGCAUGCUGUCUCUGUGAAUAAAAUGCAGUAUUUCAAUAUCAAUGCAGAAAAUGGAAACCUCUAUGUAAAUGACAGGAUCGACAGAGAGGAAAUAUGUGAGAAAACUCCACUCUGCCUGGUUAAUUUUGAGGUGGUGAUUGAAAAUCCCUUAAAUGUUUUCCAUAUAACUGUGGAAAUUCAGGAUAUUAAUGACAAUACUCCACAUUUUUUGAAAAUUAAUAUCAACUUAGAGAUUGUGGAAUCCACUUUGCCAGGCACCAGAUUUCUCCUUGGGAAAGCUGAAGAUCCUGACAUAGGGAUGAAUUCGCUCCAGAAUUACCAGCUGAGCUCUAAUAAAUAUUUGACUUUGGAUGUUAAGGAGACUUAUGAUGGAAAUAAAUUUGCAGAUUUAGUGCUGCAGAAAGCACUAGAUCGAGAGACCGAACAGACCCUUCACUUGAUCCUCACAGCGUUGGAUGGGGGUGAACCUAGAAAAACUGGGACUGCCCAGAUAUGGAUUAAUGUCACAGAUGCCAAUGACAACCCACCUGUUUUCACUCAAGAGGUGUACAAGGUCAGUUUGAGGGAAAGUGUUGCAGUUGGAUCGCUUGUGCUCCAGGUUACAGCUUCUGAUAAUGAUGAAGGUUCAUACGCCCAAAUCAGGUAUCAUUUUAGCAAUAUACCACAGAAUGCCAACAAGAAAUUCAGUCUAGAUCCUUUGAAUGGCUCAAUCCUACUUAUAGGGCUACUGGAUUUUGAGGAAACCAAAGAAUACACUUUGACAGUUGCAGCAAAAGAUGGGGUGGGGAUUAUUGACACAUUGUAAAGUUGAAAUAAGAGUUAUUGAUGAGAAUGACAAUUACCCCGAGGUAACCCUGGUUUCCUUGUUUAGCCCAGUCUCUGAAGAU
Molecule: messenger RNA, 1322 nt
Organism: Podarcis muralis (Common wall lizard)
Lineage: Eukaryota; Metazoa; Chordata; Lepidosauria; Squamata; Lacertidae
Source: RefSeq, a predicted model, not a curated record